UGAUGAGGCCCAGCUGGCUAAUAGGAAGUGUUCUCGUUGGUGUCGCUAGAAAUCACCAGAAUGACAGUCUUCGACAAGUUAAAAGACAACUGGUUUCUUUUGGCUAUAACUAUUGUUAUAUUCUUGGCAGAUUUGGCACCAUUUAUUGGAGCCAAAGGAGGACCUUUGAGGCCAGAGAUCACCGUCAAGUACUUUGCAGUUUCCUUUAUCUUCUUCAACAGCGGGUUAUCACUAAAAACAGAAGACCUUCGCGCAGCACUACUCCAUGUCCGGUUACACGUCUUCAUUCAGGGAUUUACCCUUGUCUUUAUACCAUGCCUUGUGUGGGUCUUGGUCCACUUUCUGAUGCUGACACCAGUGGAUGCGUGGCUUCUUAAAGGGUUGCAAGUUGUCGGCUGUAUGCCGCCACCUGUGUCAUCAGCUGUGAUCCUGACCAAAGCUGCAGGAGGCAAUGAGGCAGGAGCAAUAUUCAACUCGGCAUUUGGAAGUUUCUUAGGUAUUGUCGUCACCCCAGUCUUGCUGCUGGUGUCCAUGGCAUCAUCCAGUUCAGUUCCGUUUUCUUCCAUCUUCACUCAGCUGUCCAUCACAGUCGUCGUGCCUCUCCUCGUAGGGCAGGUUUUAAGACGGUUCAUCAAGGAGUGGCUAGAGAGAACCAAGCCACCCUUCGGCACUCUCGGCAAGGCUGUCCUGCUUCUUAUCAUCUACUCUACGUUCUGUGACACGUUCUCCAACACAGCACUGCAUAUAGACCACCUCAGCUUAUGUGCAAUGGUGUUCAUAGUGUUUAUUCUGCAAGUAUGCCUUAUAUCCUUCACCUUCUUCAUCUCACAAGUGCAAUUUUUUGGAUUCACUCCAAGCGACACGGUAGCAAUCAUGUUUUGUGCUACCCACAAAUCUCUGACACUGGGCAUCCCCAUGUUGAAGAUUAUCUUUGCCGGUUACGAGCACCUGUCCCUCAUCUCCAUCCCCCUCCUAGUCUACCAUCCCACCCAGAUCCUUCUCGGUGGCUUGCUGGUGGGGCGAGUCAAGCAGUGGAUGCUCGCAGCUGAGAAACAGAGAAAAGAGAUGGAAAAUGGAGAGCCGUCCCUCAACACCACCUCUGACGGCAGCAACUCAAGAGACUCCAUAUAAAGUUAAAAUAUUUAUAUUUUUGUAUCCCUAGUAAUCCUGUUGUCUUGAUCAGAUUACUCCCAAAUUAAUUGACACCCUGAAGCUGUCUACAUAGCUAGCACCUGGUGGUUGGGUUACACGAGACGACAGCAGUCAUUCAGCAUUUUAUGAAUGGACUUUGGUCCUCGGUGUAAGAGAAGGUCAAAUUGCCCAGCAAUUUGCACCUUGGCACCAGACAUGCAUUGAAUUAACAUGUUUAAUUCGCCAUUUAGCUUGGCUGAUUGUGGCCUGCACCUGUUUUCUUAUAUCAACCCACCUCCACGCCUUCAAAGUUGAUUUUUUUUUAUUGAGCUUAAUGCGAUAUUUGAACUCUUACUCUGUCCACGCUUCAUUAUUUUUUAAUCUCAUGUUAAUUUGAUAUUUUAGCAGCUGAUGUCAGCGUCCUUGUUGUCUGUCUUGUUUUGUUGUAACAGGAGUAGUUUUAAUAUUGUCCCUUGUUUCUACAUGCUUUCCACAGUUUUGUUUUUACUCUGAAAUGAAAUGACAGAAACGCAACAUCAGAACAGUAGAGAUGUAAGAAUAAUUGUACAGGUUAAAACAUGUCCUUUCCCAUACAGGUUUGGUUUAUUUUCCAACAAAGAAAAGAUAUUCAAUCUGUACAUUAACGGUGUUCUGAAUGUAAUUUGUAUAUUGUAUCAAACAUGAGGGUUCAGUACUUACAUAUUAAUUGCAGUAGUUGAUAUUGCAGUAGUUGAUAUUUCUCUUGUACAAGUGUUUUUCCACUGAAAGAUGCAAUUUUGAUGCUACCGUUUAUACCUUGUUUUCCAUUCACUUUAACAUUCAUUCAGGUUUGAGAGACUCAAAGCUAGCAUUUUGUCUUUGCAUUGCCAUAGAUGCAUGUGGAUUGAACAAUGUUUGCAGCAUUGGCUGAACUAGUGGUUCAGAAAGUGUGAUAUUGCAAAGCCCCUUCUACUUUCCGUCCCCUCUGUGCUUGUCAUUGCUUUGGAUGGAUGGUAUUUGCAUGUAGGUGUUGCUUGGAUUCCUAUAUGCAGACUUUGGACACUUGAAUACUUCUGUAGUUGUGUUCCUCACGAGUUUGUCACAAGUCCAUCGCUAGAUGCCUGUUCGAAAGCCGAGUCACAAGCUGUUAAAAGGAGAAGACCUAAGGCAUCACGACGUCAUGCUUUGUUCACAUGCAUGCUUUCAUGUGGGAGACAGUUGGAGGUGAGAUCCACCAAGCUCCCUAAGGAACGUGCACGCGUCAAAACCUGACCUCAUCGGGUCAGAGGUAUACUGCGAUGGAACCAUCCUGUUAUGUGUAACAGGUCUUGUGACUGCAUGUGAAAGGACUAGUAGUAGCCUCAGUUGCAGCCUGCCGGGGGGGGGUUCGUUAUUUCAAACAUUUUGUACAGACAGUAUUGGCUAUUCUUGUGUUCGGUUCCAGGCAAUUUUUAGAGUCCCUUAAUAUUUCAUGAAAAGUGCUUGCUCUUUUUUCCUGUCGUCAUUGCCUUUUGUCUUGUCUCUAGAAUGGCGUUAAAAGAUUCAAAGGUACUGAAGAGGAAAACUAAGGGGCAGAUGUUAUGCACGUUGCGUGUGUAAGUGUUCUUGGUGAAUGGUAUAUUCCAGUCACCGACAACCAUUGAUGAUAGCAUUUACAGUUUCCCAAUUCUCGGCUUGCCGGCAACCUGCCAAUUUCUUGGAUAUUCCAUUGCCAACAAGUAUUUUCAGUUAAACUGAUAGGUUUAAGUUACGAAUUAUAGAUGUCAAUUAAUUGUUGGAGUUGGGGUAUUUUUACUUUUUCUUCUACCCUUUUAUUUGGACGUUUUUUUUAUUUGUUGAAGUUGACAUUUUCCACUGUUUGGUUGUGUUCUUUUCUAUUGUUUUGGAAGGGAUUAGUGAAAUAUGGAUGGUUGUAUGUGGUGUAAUAGGCUUGAAAUUUUUUCGGAUUGAUGUUGCUGAAUUACAAAAGGCUAUACAAUGUACAUGGGUUCAGCUGUCGCAAUAUUCAAGCCGGAUCUUUCCUGCUUUAAAGAGAGAAACAUAGUGUCCACUGAAUUUGUUAUAUUCGAAAUUUCUUAUUUUUGUAGAGCACCACUAAAAUAUAUAUUGUACCUCGAGGUUGCUGAAACUAAUUUGUUCUCAACAGGCGUUUGAAAUUUCAGCAACUGUGAAAGUUAGGUAUUUACUUGUUUCAAAACGUACAUUUUUGUAAUCUAAUAAAGGCAUUUUGUAUAUUUGCAUGUACCUUAUUCGUCGUCUGUGGUGGUAUUUGGUGCAUUAAAUGUAAAGCUUUAUACAUUCAUGAAUUGA
Molecule: messenger RNA, 3420 nt
Organism: Acanthaster planci (crown-of-thorns starfish)
Lineage: Eukaryota; Metazoa; Echinodermata; Asteroidea; Valvatida; Acanthasteridae
Gene: slc10a7
Product: solute carrier family 10 member 7
Cellular component (GO): plasma membrane
Source: RefSeq, a predicted model, not a curated record